GAGAACAACUCCUCCCCCUCCAGACACGUUGAGAAACAUACUGAGAUUCUCUCCGCUGACUGACCCGCCGACGCUCCUCCACUCCGAUCCGAUCCGAUCUCCACCGUUUAACCCCAGGAAGAGAAGACGGGCCGUGAACGCACCUCGUCAUGAACUGGGCAUUCCUCCAGGGCCUCCUCAGUGGGGUGAACAAGUACUCCACGGCCUUCGGCCGCGUUUGGCUCUCCAUCGUUUUCCUCUUCAGGGUCAUGGUAUUCGUGGUCGCGGCGGAGAAGGUGUGGGGAGACGAGCAGAAAGACUUUCUGUGCAACACGGCUCAGCCCGGGUGCCACAACGUUUGCUACGACCACUUCUUCCCCGUGUCCCACGUCCGGCUGUGGGCCCUGCAGCUCAUCUUCGUCACCUGCCCGUCUCUCCUGGUGGUGAUGCACGUGGCCUACAGGGACGACCGGGAACGAAAGAACCGGCUCAAGUACGGCGAGAACUGCCGCAGCCUCUACAAGAACACGGGGAAGAAGCGCGGCGGCCUGUGGUGGACCUACGUGCUCACUCUGGUCUUCAAAAUAGCCGUGGACGCCACCUUCGUCUACCUCCUGUACCACAUCUACGAGGGCUACGACUUCCCCUCGCUCAUCAAGUGCGAAGAGAAGCCCUGCCCCAACGUGGUGGACUGCUUCAUCGCUCGGCCCACCGAGAAACGGAUCUUCACCAUCUUCAUGGUGGUCACCAGCCUGGCCUGCAUCCUCCUCUCCAUCUUUGAAAUCCUCUACCUGGUGGGGAAACGCUGCUGCGAAUGCGCCACCGCGGGAAGAAGCUCUCGCCACGUCGACACCAGCACGCUGUCCAGCGGCGCGACCCUGAUGGAUUCGAACACCCUUAAGGUGGCGGGCAAAUCCCCCCCCGGGACGCCGGCUCCUUCGUACAGCGCGGCCGUGUCUUGAGGCCCAUGAGAAUAAAAGGCAAAGACUUGAUGGGAAAGACUGCUGCGGGACAGGAAAUGCAGCGCUCCUUCCUCCACAGGCCUUUCCUCAAACAACGUUUGACGUUGAAGUGCUCAGAGACGGAGCUGCGUUAGAAACUCUGGAAAAAAUAAGAACUUCUGGAAUACGGGGAGAAUGUGUCAUCGACCUGGAAUGUGCUCACUGGGUUUUUGGUCUGAGUAUUUACCAAUGUUUUUUGUACUUUUUUGGCCUUGGGACCAAUUGCAUGAGUCACUCGAUGGUUUGGCACAGAUGGCGCGCAUGUGCGCGCAAAACACACAUGUGUUUUUUUUUUUUUGUGCGUAAAGUUUUCCUGCUACUCAGUGCCCAACCCUGAAACGUUUACUUCAAGCUUCAAUCCGUCUUUACCCUUCUCGUCCUCCUUCGUGUCUGACUCUUUGUGAAUACUGCCCUUUUAUUUAUCAACAGGAUGGAAAGAUUGUGCUGUAUGCUGUUGUCCUAACUUGUUUUAAAACUGCUUCUUGUGUGCACAGAGGAGAGCAGUGACGUUCCAAUGCAGCGCUGUAAACACAGCCGUUAAGAUCAGGGAGGUUCCCUGAUCCCUGUUUCACAGUGUUGUGCAGUGAGGCUGCACACUUGUUAAUAAUAAUUUACAUUAAAGUUAAUAACACUCAUGAUUUGAAAAUGUGUCCCCCCUCCUUAACAUCAAGAAAGUCAAAUGAGGUCCAAACGCAUACUGCUAUCAAUUCAAAAGUAGUGUCAUAUUUACCCAACGUGUCUCUGCAUAGAAAAUAUACUAAACAUAAACUGGCAAA
Messenger RNA from Gasterosteus aculeatus aculeatus (three-spined stickleback), 1756 nucleotides. It is a transcript of the gene gjb10, whose product is annotated as gap junction protein beta 10. The record is from RefSeq and is a predicted model, not a curated record. Gene Ontology annotation, biological process: cell-cell signaling. Lineage: Eukaryota; Metazoa; Chordata; Actinopteri; Perciformes; Gasterosteidae. Gene Ontology annotation, molecular function: gap junction channel activity. Gene Ontology annotation, cellular component: connexin complex.